UUUAUCAACCAUUAAAUCUAAAAGAUGAUAAACGUUUCUCUCAAACAAAUUUCUGCACAGUAUAUAUCAGAAAUCAAUGGGAAGGAAAUACAGCUAUUUGGGAAAUACACAUGGCUUGAAAAAAGGCUAGCGUCCCCGUCGCGGUGCCGGGCGCCACACCUUCACUUACCUGCCUGCCAGAAAAAAAUAUCUUUUAGCUGAAAAUUUUUUAAGGAAAGAGAUUGAUAUGGCUUAAAAGUCAAUGUGUGGUGGCAAAUAGCCAUAUACAUGUACCUUGUUUGGUUAAAAAAAACCUAGUGCUGUUAAAGCAAGUACUACUUAUAUUAUGGUCAUCAUGAAGAAAAAUAGACACAUAUGGAUGUUCUUUUCAGAACAUGAACUCAAUUGAUGCGUCACUUCUGCAGUUGGUUGGUCUUUGUUUCAAAAUACGCCAAGAAGACAAGUUAUCGGAGGAGCACCUAAAACUUGUCGAUUCUAUAACGAGUCAAGUUCAGCAGGAUGUGAAAGUCAUUAGAGAACAUCACCAUGAAAUAGAACUAAAGCUUUCUGCCACUAAAAAAGAAGAGGCCAUCCUAAAAAGAAAAUUACAUGAGUCUGAAAGGGAAAUACAAAAACUGAAAGAAAAAAAUAGAAAACUUGAAAGUAAUUCAGCAGAUCUCAAGGAAAAGUGUCGAGAAUUAGAAAGUGAACUUGAUACAAGCUGGAUUGAGGAUGUUGACAUUAGUGCUACCGGGGUUACAGAGGAGGUUGAGAGCAGUCAGGCUUUGAAUUCAAAAGGAGUUGUUGAUAUUAAUACUCCAGUAGUGACACAAAUGGAAACUGCAAAAGACGAUUCAAAGAUGUAA
This is a messenger RNA of Saccostrea cuccullata (small rock oyster), 845 nucleotides long. RefSeq lists its product as uncharacterized. The transcript has 2 exons. Lineage: Eukaryota; Metazoa; Mollusca; Bivalvia; Ostreida; Ostreidae. Bases 375 to 845 code for a protein of 156 amino acids. The record is from RefSeq and is a predicted model, not a curated record.